AUGCUGAUCAAGGAGUACAGAAUACCUCUGCCGUUGUCGGUGGAGGAGUACAAGAUUGCCCAGCUGUACAUGAUUGCCAAAAAAAGUAGAGAAGAGAGUCAAGGGACAGACUGUGGCGUGGAAAUCAUACAAAAUGAACCGUAUACUGACGGUCCGGGAGGAUCCGGCCAGUACACCUUCAAAAAGUAUCACGUGGGUACACACUUGCCAGCAUGGCUCAAAGCCAUACUGCCCAAAUCGGCGUUGAUCGUCGAGGAGAUGGCAUGGAACGCUUAUCCGUACACAAAAACUCGCUAUCUUUUGCCAGUUGUAAACAAGUUUUCUAUUGAAAUCGAAACGCGUUACUACGAUGACUGCGGAAAUCAAAGCAAUGUUUUCAACUGUUCAGAAACGAAUCGUCAAGUCGAUUUCAUUGACAUUGUCAAAGAUCAAGUUUCGCCAUCAAAGUACAACCGCGAGGAAGAUCCACGCUACUUUAAGUCAACAAAAACUGGCCGGGGCCCACUCUCUGAGAACUGGAUCAAUGAGUACUGGAACAAUGGCAAACCGAAGCAGUCCAUCAUGUGCGCCUACAAGUUGUGCCGAGUCGAGUUCAAGUACUGGGGAAUGCAAAGUAAAAUUGAGCAGUUUAUCGAUGACAUUGCAUUGCGGAAUACAAUGGUGCAGGCGCAUCAACAAGCCUGGACAUGGCAGGACGAGUGGGUCGGCCUGACAAUGGCAGACAUUCGCCAUAUUGAGCUAGAGACGCAGCUCUUUCUACAGCAACGAAUGAACGCCCAAGGCCAAGAUCCCAAUGCACCUGCUCUGCCGUGCAACAAUAACAAUGCACCCAUUGAGAACCUCAAUGAAGAGCGAUCAGGUCACCAAGCCCUGUCGGGCGCCAGUGCUGCCCACUUGGCUGACAUGAGCAGCAUUGACAAGGACAAUGAUGCAAUUGAUCCGCUUCAGUUUGAUGUGCCAAAGAGCAAGAAAAACUCCCUCUCUCAAUACUCGCUGGCCCCGAGUCACCUCUCAAAGGAUGGCUUUGACGAGGCUGCCAAACGGAAGUCUGCCCACUGGUCUCGCAGCAAUUCGCGCUCCACUUUGCACUCUCCCGGAGACACCUUUGACGUCAUUUCUGCUUGGAGAAUGCAAAGCUUAGCCCGUGACUCGGACUCGAGUUCGGAUGAGUUUUACGAUGCCGAGGACGUCCAAGAUGAAAACUCUCCAAACUGUCUCUCAAGAGGCUGCUUUCAUGCAAGUUCAAUAAAAGAAACCGAAGCUGACAACAUUUUUUCAGCAAAGUUUUUACAGCAAGUUCAAUCUGACAUAAUAUCACAGAGCAAGUCAGCUGAGGAAGUGUCUCAGCCUGAUUCGCCGACCAGCUCUCUCACGCCCAAUGUUCAAUGUCCGAUCAGCACACUGAUCAUCAUUCUGCACGGCGGCAGCAUUCUGGACGUCAGCAAUGAGGCCAACAACUCCAAAUCAACUGACAUUAGCACUUUUGGGAGCACACUGGACACGGUGGUUCGUCAGCACUACAGCAAUCUAAUCGACCGCAUCGCCAUUCGAUACAUCGCCUGUCCGGCCAUUUGCAACGACAGCCUCAUGGUGCUCUCUAGUCUGUCGCCUUACUGCGGCCAGAACAGUACUACACCUGCAUUUGGCUCCAUUCCAAUCGGAGCACUGCCACUCUUUGCAAUAUCCUCCUUUGAGUACCAGGAGAAUGUGGUGAGCGUCAUUGCCCAGUGCAAUAAGGUCUUUGCUGACUUUUCCAAGUCGGAAGAGGGAAGGCACUUUAGCGGAAAGGUCGUCCUCAUCGGUGACUCGGUGGGCGCCAUUCUCGGAUUUGAUGCCCUAUGUCAUGGAACAUCCUCACAGGCAGCUGCAUACGGCAGCGAGCUGAGCAUUCAGGAAACGGCAGAUACUAAACUGCCACUUCAGGCGUCCAAUCCAAUCAUAUCAAUAACUGACUCUCUGAACUCACUUCCAGUUGAGUCUGAAACCUCACAGGGAGCAUCACCGGAUCAAAUGAAUGCUCUGUGCAAGUCACGGACACUUCCCACUGCGAGCACCGUCAAAGGAUGCACCUACACAAAACAGCAGGUCUACUGUAAAUCACUGUCUCACCCAGGCGAUGUGAUACAUUCUGAACCGUCAACCAAUCGACUCCUAAUUUCCACGGCUAUUCGACGACGAAGUUCAGGUUCCAGUGAUCUGUCUUCUGCUAAGCUGGAGUUUGAAGUUAAUGACUUUUUCAUGUUUGGCUCUAUGUUGGGCAUCGUCCUUACUUAUCGAAAAAUGCUGAGCUUGGAUGAUAAGGCCUUUACUUUGUUAAAGCCUGCUUGUGCCAAUCUCUACAACCUAUUUCACCCUAGUGAUCCUUCUGCGCUGAGGAUUGAGCCCCUUCUCAGUGCUAGAUUUUCCUACAUUGCCCCAGUUAGUGUUCCACGUUAUCAAAAGUUUCCACUUGGCGAUGGUCAGCCAAUUCAUUUACUUGAAUAUCUACAGACGUACUCGUAUUUGUUUACUAGUGAAAACACUGGACCAGCGUUUACAAAAUCUCAUGCUCGCCGAACGAGUGAGAUUAGUAUUUCUAGCAAUAAUUCCCCUAUUGUUGAUAAUCUCAAUUUACCCAACAUUUCAUCGAUGAUGGCGAGAUGGUGGGGCUCUAAGCGCAUCGACUAUGCGCUCUACUGUCCUGAAGGUCUCAGCAACUUUCCCACCCACUCUUUGCCGCAUAUAUUUCACUCGAGUUACUGGGAGUCAAGUGAUGUGAUUUCAUUUAUCUUACGACAAAUCAACAAACUGGAUGCUUACUCUUCUGUUGGCGCUGGCACAAACGACACCAGGGAGGUAAUCUUCAAGCCAAAUCAGCCACGAGAAAAGUGGCAACGAAAGCGGACCUCUGUCAAAAUUAAGGCACACACUGCCAACCACCGUGCCAAUGACGUGAUCGUCAAGGAGAGCAUGGACCAGGUGAUUACCGGACGGUUCGCCUACGGUCCACUCGAUAUGAUUGCCUUGACUGGGGAAAAAGUGGACAUUCACAUGCGCUGUUCCCGAACGGGAGAUUGGAACUACGUUGCCACUGUUCUCACCGACAAGAAUGGCCGCCUUUCGUACACGGUCCCGAGAGAGAAAAUUUUGCCCUGUGGUUUGUAUCAAUUUAAAAUGGUCGUCAGGGGCGAUCAUACCAGUCUUGAUCUGUUUAUGGCCGUAGUGCCAGCCAAGACAGAGGCAGUUGUUUUCAGUAUUGAUGGCUCCCUCACUGCCAGUGUCUCCGUUUCUGGUCGUGAUCCCAAGGUUCGUGCUGGAUCAAUCGACGUCGUUCGAUUUUGGCAAGAGCUAGGCUACCUCAUCAUCUACAUUACCGGUCGUCCCGACAUGCAACAGCAGCGUGUCGUCUCUUGGUUGUCUCAGCAUAAUUUUCCCCACGGGCUUAUCUUUUUCAUGGACGGAUUCAACCUGGAUCCACUUCGACAAAAGACAGAGUACUUGAAGAAUUUGGAACAAAAAAUGGACAUUAUAUUUCGAGCUGCCUACGGUUCCAACAAGGACAUUGGCGUGUACAAAGACUUGGACAUGAAGCCAGAGCAGAUUUACACUGUUGGUAAAGCUUCAAAGAAGCAGCAGGAGCUAGCCAUUUCACUCGAGGACGGCUAUGUGGCCCACCUGGAGGAGCUGAAGGCGAAUGGUCUCGGUCGCCCGGCACAGAGCAAUGCCUCUCGACGGGCUGUGCUUCCGCGAGGUGGUUUCAGCGGACUGAGGAGCAAGCCUUCGCAGAAGGCAGCCAAGAGGACCAUAUCGUACCCAGUGGGAGUAGGCAACAGCAGCAGCAGUAGCAUCACCAUCACCAACACCAACAAUAGCGCCCACUCUACCUCGAAUGUGCACAAUGCACUUUGA
Rhagoletis zephyria (snowberry fruit fly) is the source of this 3888-nucleotide messenger RNA. The record is from RefSeq and is a predicted model, not a curated record. Lineage: Eukaryota; Metazoa; Arthropoda; Insecta; Diptera; Tephritidae.